This is a messenger RNA of Lontra canadensis (Northern American river otter), 1765 nucleotides long. It is a transcript of the gene MGME1, whose product is annotated as mitochondrial genome maintenance exonuclease 1. Bases 213 to 1238 code for a protein of 341 amino acids. The transcript has 5 exons. Gene Ontology annotation, cellular component: mitochondrion. Lineage: Eukaryota; Metazoa; Chordata; Mammalia; Carnivora; Mustelidae. Gene Ontology annotation, biological process: mitochondrial DNA replication. Gene Ontology annotation, molecular function: single-stranded DNA exodeoxyribonuclease activity. The record is from RefSeq and is a predicted model, not a curated record.
CAAGGCGUCCCCGGCGCGGUGCAAGCGGGGACCGCCGCCCCUUAGGCGGGGCCUAACUCGAUCUCUGAGCGCGGGACCGGGGAAAGUACGGGUCUGCAGAGGUUGUGGGCGCGCUGGAAGUUGAGUGAAGUCUGGUGGCUUCAGAGGAGUGCAAAGAUAAAAGGCCCUCAACAUUGCAAGUAGACUAGAGGGAAGUGAGAAAGCAUCUAAAGAUGAAGGCGUUUCAGACCAUCUGCAGGCAGCUUAGAAGUUCAAAGAGGUUUUCUCUAGAACCAACCGCCCAUGUGGAUUUCUCCACUUCCUCUUACUCAUGCAGCCGGAAGAAAAAAGUGAAUCCUUAUAAAGAAGUGGACCAAGGAAAGUACUCUGAUUUAGUACAAUCUGUCUUGUCAUCCAGAGGCCUUGCUCAGACUCCAGAAUCAUUGUUUGAGGAAGAUAAUUUACUUUAUGGACCUGUGAGUAAGUGUAAGCCCCCUAAGCAAGAUGAAGAAGCAAGAGUUCCACGAAACUGGUGUCCUCUCUUCAAUCCAGAGAGAAGCAUAAAACUAAACGCAACAAGUACUCCUACAGUUCCUUUGAAAAUCCCUUUGCAAAGAAAUACAACACGUAGUGUCACCAAGAUCCUUCAGCAGACUAUGACAUCAGAACAGCUUUUCUACUUGGAGAGGUGGAAACAGCGGAUGAUUCUGGAACUGGGAGAGGAUGGCUUUGCAGAAUAUUCUUCAAACAUAUUUUUACAAGGGAAACGGUUCCAUAAAGCCUUGGAAAGCAUACUUGCACCUGAGGGGGACUUGAAGGAAAGAGAAGAAAAUCUCGAAUCUGGAUAUAUUGAAAGUGUCCAGCAUAUCCUGAAAGAUGUCAGUGGAGUGCGAGCUCUUGAAAGCGCUGUUCAACAUGAGACCCUAAAGUAUGUAGGUCUACUGGACUGUGUGGCUGAAUAUCAGGGCAAGCUGUGUGUGAUUGACUGGAAGACAUCGGAGAAACCGAAACCUUACAUUCGAAAUACAUUUGACAACCCGCUGCAGGUUGUGGCCUAUGUUGGUGCCAUAAAUAAUGAUGCCAACUAUAGCUUUCAGGUUCAGUGUGGCUUAAUCGUGGUGGCCUACAAAGAUGGAUCCCCUGCUCACCCACAUUUCAUGGACACUGAGCUCUGUUCGCAGUACUGGGCCAAGUGGCUUCUUCGACUAGAAGAAUAUACAAAGAAGGAAAAGAACCAGAAUGUUCAGAAACCAGAUUAAGGGACAGAAUGAUGUCUGGGAACAUUCAGUGGUUCCUCACAAUUUGGGAAGAUCUAUUGCUGCUUAAGGUAGAGAUGCCACAGAAUCUGAAAGCUACAUAACCCAAGUGGAAGUAUUUGUUGAAAUCUAUAACAACCAAAAAGAUCGAAAAGCCAGAGAAAUUUGGAUGUUAAGGGUUGGACUUGAGCACAUAAAAGAAGCACAAGUAAGCAUGGUCUAUCAUUUACCUAGAAAAGCAAAGCAGCAUUCUCACCAUGUUGGUGGCUCUUGGACUCCCCUCUAUAACCUGUUCCUGAGAAGGAUGUCCAGUCCUUGAAUUGAGAUUGGAGGGCUUGAGGCUUGGCAUGCAAGAAGUUCCCAGGGUACCCCAGGAGGGAAGGGGUCACAAGCCCCCAGCUAUGUGUGGAGGGAGAAAUCGCAUCGGCCCACUCCUACUGCCAAUGUGAUUUCCUAAAACUAGUUUUAUAUGUUGAGGUUUUCUGUAUAUUUCACUUAGGGGAAAAAAAACUUCCAUUUAACAUUUUUGA